UAAUCUUUCCACCAGAUUCACAGGAGGCAGGCUGGUUUCAGAUCAACAAUACGUACACGACAUCGGCAACAAUCCCUGUUUAUGCACGUGAUGGUGACGCACGGUACCAAUGUGAGGCCUACAGUAGCGCUCUUGGGGAUAAAAGUGGUAGUCACAUGAUCGCCAAUAUUGUCAUUCAGAGCCCCCCAUCACCCCGACCAGUUUCGGCAGGCACGACCACCUCUUGGGACCAGGAAGUGGUAGCGUCAACUACCGAGGUCCCAUACGAACUUCCAGUUGUUGGGAUAGCAUUGGGGUCAUCAUUCGGUGGUCUCACUGGAUUGGUGAUAGUGGUUUGGCUCCUUCUGUUUGUGGUACAAAAGAGACGAAAUAGUGGCAGACCGGGAAGAGACUCCGAAGAAGGUACACCUCUUUCAGAUUACUUUACUGUGGAAGGUUGCCAGAAUAUACUGAAACCUCUCUUCCAGGCAAAGAUGCAGAACAUCUCAAUUGACCCAUCAGAGGAGAAUCAAGGUGAUGCCAUGUCCACAGAGGAGAUAUUCAUUGAUCUUGAACUCCACGAAAAAAACCACUCCGUGGCAAUCAAGUCACGUGAGCAGAUGAUUGGCCUACUUGGGGGACAGAAAAGGAGAAGGCACUUUGUGGUGAAAGGGGCGGCUGGAUGUGGUAAAACCACACUAGUCAGGCGGUUCGGCUAUGAUUGGGCAAAUGGUGCAGAUUACAUGCAGAAAUUUGAACUUGUGUUCGUUUUAAAGAUGAAAGAAAUGAUUGAGGAGUCUGGGUUGUUAAGUGCCAUUCUCCGUCAGAAUUUUCCCAGCGAUCAAAUGGUGAGCAAGAAGGCUCUGGGGUCUGUCAUUCGAAAAGUCGGUCAUAAGGUUUUGAUUAUCCUGGAUGGACUGGAUGAGAUAAACUUGAAGGUGCUCAACCAGCGAGCACCACCAGGAGACAUUUCAGUGAGAGACAUUUUGGCUGUCAAAUCCUUAGCUAGUUGCUGCAUCAUCGUGACAACACGCCCUCACAUGAUGAAGAAGCUCAAUUCCUGGAAUGAAGAUCCCGUUUUUGCGGUGAUUGAAACCACUGGUUUCAGCCAGCAGAAUAGAAACAAGUACAUCACACAUCGUUUCAGCAAGGACAACGCUAAAGCAGCGGGGCUGAUUCGCCAGAUUGAGACAGCGGCAUUUCUUGAGAUACUUGCAAAGAUACCAAUCAUGCUGAGGUUGCUCUGUUACAUUUGGGAUAACAGCAGGCAAGAUGAGGUCCUACCAGCCAGAAUCACUGAGUUGUACGGGAGGGUGACAGAUGCUCUGUUGAGACACUGGGAAAGGAAAUACAACACAUCACGUGAAUCAAAGGGAGAAGGGUGGGAAGAAAAAGUCUUUGGGGCACUUGGAAAAGUUGCCUUUGCAGGUCUUAUGGACUCCUCCGGGGAAAGACUUGUUUUUCCACAUGGUGAAUUUCCCGGGACGUCUUUAAAUGAUGGAUUAGAGUUAGGAUUUUUCUUAGAGAGGCCUGGCUCAAAUGAAGCCACCGCUACAUUUAUUCAUAAGACCUUCCAGGAGUACUUCGCAGCCUAUUUUCUUGUCAGGCAAACAGAGUCUUUCAUCCAGCAGGAGCUAUUGUCUAAAGUGACAAUUGACACUGUACAAGAAGUUGAGUAUGUUUUGCGGUUUGCCUGUGGUAUGAAUACCCAAGUGGCAUCUGUAAUCUUCCAACACGUCCGCAGCAUUAAAGAUGAGUUAAUAUCUGACAGGUAUCUUUGGGUGCAACACUUGACUCUCAUGCUGUACUACGAAUCCCAGUCAGAUAGUCUCGAGGCAGGGGUUGGAUCCCGGUUGUCCCUUAAGUACAAGGAGGAAUUUGCAGCUCUCCAGUAUUACGUAGACAAGAUCCCAUUACCUCAAGAUCUAGAGUCCUUGGGUGGAGCUUAUGUUUGUCGUCUGCCAAAAGUCCACCUCAAGAGGUUGGAGGUUUAUUUGCAUGUCAUCAAAGAUCAGUCCCAAGUCAAAAGUAUUCUUCAACGUGUGGAUGUUGACCACCUUUACUUUGGUCUCUUAGUCUCAGACACUUUGGGGAAGGAGUUCAACCAACUCAGCAUCACAGUAUCAGACCUUAUUCAUAAGCCAGCACGGACAAUAGUUUGCAUAAAUCAGAAAGAGCAAGGAGGAAGUGAUGGAGCUGCGGCUGAACCCCAGGAUCAAGGAACGAGAGCAGUUGAGGUACUUGUACCUUUUUGCAAGACCAAAAGUUAUGGAUUUGGCCUACGCAUUGAAUGCGACAUCAUCCGGUCAGAAAAGGUCCUCUUGGACAUUGCUUCAAGUCUUGCAGAGAGUCAGGCGGUGUAUUUUGGUGUGCUGAACAACAGGCUGAAUGGAUACAUGAACAGCCUAAAACCGCUCAUCCGUUUCUUGGAGUAUCUGGAACUCUACGACUGUGAUCUUGGGGAAGAAGAUCUAAUGUCACUGGCAGCAAUGAUGCCAAGAGCUGAAAGAUUGCGUGAACUUUACAUAUCAGGAGGCAGCUUCUCUACACAUGCUGUAAGAGUCGUUGCCCAUAGCCUAACACAUUGCUCAAGAAUCCUGAUGUUGGAAUUGCGUCGGACUGGUAUGACGCCCAAAAAUGUUGAGAGAGUGGUUAAAGAAAUCUUUCCCGAGAUGGAACUAGUCCAGGGAAAUAUCGAUUGUCAGUUUUGGCUGCAAGGACACCCAAGUGGCUAAUUUUGCUAUGUUUCGGUCCUUCCCACAAUGCCCUUUUCCUUUCCGUAUCUAAUGAGAGUUGAAAGAGACUGAAAGAGAGUGGCAGAGUUCUUUUCCUUGACUAAUUAAUUACGUCUCUAUCAGUGAAGUUACUGCAAGCUUUGUUUACAUGCCAAAUCAUUGCCACCUUGAUAGCAAUCACAGCUUCUCUGAUGCUGUUUCAAUCCAAGAGCUGAGAACAAGCAGAUAAAUGACAGAAUGGCUAAGAAAUUUGCCGUACGUCUGUUCCAUCAAAGCAGGUUGUUUUUACCCAUAACUGAAUUUCCUUUAGACUUCAUAAUGAGCUUUUCCGCAGAGUUGGGACAGACGACUGUUCUUUUUUUUUUUUUUUUGGUACUAUCACUGACUUAAAGCCCACUAAAACUUCAUAGAUGGAAUACGAUUUCCCAUACAAAAGUCUCAGAGCUUAUGGUAAAUUACACAGCAUGUCUGACAGAAGUGCCAACAAAGAAUAUUAAGAAAGUGAAGAGAUGCCUUGAAAUCAUUGUAAAAUUUACAGAAAUUUUUUAGCUGAUCUUGAAGGUAUUUCUUGAAUUUAGCUAUACACUUGAGAAUUUACAAACAUCUCAAAUCAAAAUCAAGCCGUAGUGACUUUCUUCUCAUUUGUAGAGUAUCAGUGUAGUAAGUUCAAGUUGAAGAAUUUAGCGCCUGUCUAUUUUCUUUGAAUCUUUUUUGUAUGCUCGCCAACCUCAGAAUGGACAAAUGAAAAAUAUGCGCUACCGUCGCUUGCCAGAUCAAGUCACCUUGUAUAAAUCCACCGUGUGGAAAUUUGCCUUCAUUUUAGCAAGUAGUUUUUGCCAAUUUGUGCCAUGGUCAGCUGUUCCUUUUCUUAUUAUCAGUGAAAAACUACUAGUCAAUCAAAAUUUCGGACUUUCCAUUGAUUUGAAUAAAAAAUAAUGUGCGUAUAGACGCUUAAGAUUUCGUUCAUUUGAACUUUUUAAAAGUGAUUAAAAAUAUGACUUCUAUUUAACUUCCGCAUGAUGCCAGGGAAUUUGGAGUGUGCCAAAUAAUUCGUUCGAUGUGUAAAUCAUUAUUUUUUCUCAAGAGAACAAUAUAAGUGGAGAAUUAGUAUUUUUUAAUCUUUUAGAUUGCCUUUUCAAUGUGUGACUCCAGUUUCUCCUAUACUUUAUGUGUAAUAUUUCUCGCUUUGUUGUUGAGAAAGUUAAUCUUGAAGUCUUUCUUUGAACAAAAAAUGGGAAGGUGUGUUUUUGCUUGAAAAGAUAACUUUAUUGUAUGUAGAUUAAAACAUUUGUACACGUAUGGAAUUGUACAUUUGAGAGAUAGCUUACGAGUGUCUGAAACAUGACGGAGGUUUUUCUUUUUCCGUUUUGGC
Molecule: messenger RNA, 4086 nt
Organism: Acanthaster planci (crown-of-thorns starfish)
Lineage: Eukaryota; Metazoa; Echinodermata; Asteroidea; Valvatida; Acanthasteridae
Product: NACHT, LRR and PYD domains-containing protein 1-like
Source: RefSeq, a predicted model, not a curated record